AUGAUAAGGAGAACUGUGACAACAGCAACCUUCUGGCAGUGAGCUACAGACAGUCAACUCAGUACCAGAGGGUGGUGGAGGAGCUGGACCAUUUGACCCAGGGUCUGGAGGAGAGGGUCGAGGUCAGGGGACAGAAGGCUGACUACGUCACCUCCUUCUGGUACCAGAUGAGGAUAGUGGGUGGUCGUAUGGUGGUGAACUCUCUCAGGAACCCCCAGACAUCGUACGCUCAGCUGGCCCUCAACAUCUUCUUCGCUCUGCUGGUCGGCCUCAUUUACUACCAGAUCCCCCUGACUCUACCUGAAGCCCUACAGAACAGGAUGGGAGCAUUCUUUUUCCUCAUCAUCAACAUGGUGUUUGGGAAUCUUUCAGCUGUGGAACUCUUCAUCAAUGAGAGAGCUCUGUUCAUCCAUGAGAACUCUAGUGGGUACUACCGUACGUCCGUCUACUUCCUGUCUAAGAUAUUCGCUGACCUCAUCCCCAACCGCAUUGUCCCUAUCCUCGUCUUCUCAGCAAUCGCCUACUAUAUGAUGGGUCUGAAGCCAGCCUUCACAGCGUUCCUGCUCUUCACACUGACGAUGUCCCUGGUCAGUCUAGCUGCGGUCAGUCUAGCGUUCCUGGUCUCAGCCUCUGUCUCCUCCUUCGCUAUGGCCAACGUCCUCAUCGCCCUGCCUUUCGUCUUCAUGAUGGUGUUCGGAGGGUUCCUGGUCAACCUUAACUCCAUGUU
Messenger RNA from Oncorhynchus nerka (sockeye salmon), 727 nucleotides. Its product is annotated as broad substrate specificity ATP-binding cassette transporter ABCG2-like. The annotation marks the transcript as partial. Gene Ontology annotation, cellular component: plasma membrane. The transcript is spliced from 6 exons. Gene Ontology annotation, biological process: transmembrane transport. Gene Ontology annotation, molecular function: ABC-type transporter activity. NCBI's taxonomy places the organism in Eukaryota, Metazoa, Chordata, Actinopteri, Salmoniformes, Salmonidae. The record is from RefSeq and is a predicted model, not a curated record.